UGUAAUACGCCUACUACUGUUUUGCUCGCUACCGCUAUGGUAGCUACGUACGAUAGUAAGGGUAAUAAACAAUUUGUAAGGGUUUUGCUGGAUUCUGCAUCGCAAAGUCACUUCAUUACCAGCGAAUGUUGUGAUCGUUUGGGGUUACGGCAGAAUACCAUUCAACGUACUACUGUGAGGGGCUUCGGGGGAACGGAGAGGGCAUCCCACGGGACAGUAGACUUACAGUUUUUCUCGCGCUUUAAUAAUAACAUAAAAUACAAAAUCAAUUCUUUAGUUGUUGAUAAGAUUACUGACAAUUUACCUACCGCUUAUGUCUACUCCACCGCCCUGCCAUAUCUUAAUAAAAUAGCAUUGGCAGACGACCAUUUCGCUACGCCCAACAAAAUCGAUGUUUUGAUUGGUGCUUCGCUGUUUCCGCAUUUGAUUCUUCCCGACGACGUGGUCUCCAGUGGACCAUCGGGGCCGCCCGCUAUUCAUACAGUGCUAGGCUACGUACUCAUGGGAGUCGUGCCUGCGCUCGCCGCCCGCCCAGCAUACGUGACGUCAUGCUGCGCCAUAGUGCCACAGCAGCCUAUGGAUCAUUUAAUUACCCGCUUCUGGGAACUGGAAGAAGUCCCCGGCUCGCCCGUUCAGCACCCCACGGAUGUUGAAUGUGAACAUUUUUACCGCUCGACUACGGAACGUGACCCCGUGACCGGCCGUUACACUGUAGCUCUCCCGUUUGAUAAAGACGUGUUUUUACUUGGGGACUCCUAUAACAUUGCUCGCAAACGUUUUUUGUGUUUGGAGAAGAAGCUCGAGGCUUCUCCAGAGCUUCGUGCCGCUUACGAUGACGUCAUUAAGGACUAUAUUUCCAAAGGUUAUGUGGAGCCACUGACCGUUCCCCCGCAGGCGUCAUCGGACGAUUUGUCCCCGAGCUAUAUAAUCCCGCACCAUGGUGUCCUCCGCGAGGACAAGUCCACCACGAAGCUGCGCCCCGUGUUAGAUGCAAGUUGCAAGACUUCAUCCGGUGUCUCGCUAAACGAGUCAAGUCCCUUCCACGCGCUCCGAACUGUGCAGCAGCUCGUCGACGAUGACGGCGCCGAGUAUCCCCGCGCGGCGGAGAUCGUCCCGUCCUGCCUGUAUAUGGACGAUAUCGCCUUUUCUGUUGAUACAGAACAGGAGGCGGUGGACGCAGCAAAACAGCUGAUUCAAAUGUUCAAGGGUGCCCAGUAUCCCGAGCUCAAGAUGUGA
Molecule: messenger RNA, 1236 nt
Organism: Plutella xylostella (diamondback moth)
Lineage: Eukaryota; Metazoa; Arthropoda; Insecta; Lepidoptera; Plutellidae
Source: RefSeq, a predicted model, not a curated record